Drosophila takahashii is the source of this 840-nucleotide messenger RNA. Its product is annotated as chymotrypsin-2. The record is from RefSeq and is a predicted model, not a curated record. Gene Ontology annotation, biological process: proteolysis. Lineage: Eukaryota; Metazoa; Arthropoda; Insecta; Diptera; Drosophilidae. Gene Ontology annotation, molecular function: serine-type endopeptidase activity.
GCGAUUGCAUUUCAGCCAUGGCGUUUGCACGGUGCCUUCUCUAUAUUUUCCUGUUUGCCCUCCUCCUCGCUGAACUCUUCGCGGAGGAGCACUUCAUUGUGGGUGGCCAGAAUGCCGCCGAGGGGGAGGCCCCCUACCAGGUGUCGCUGCAAACCCUUGUGGGCAGUCACUUGUGCGGUGGUGCCAUCAUAUCGGAUCGCUGGAUACUCACGGCGGGUCUGUGUGUCAAAGGCUAUCCGGCCAGCAGACUACAGGUGGCCACUGGAACAGUUCGCUAUGCACAACCAGGAGCGGUCUACUAUCCGGAAGCCAUCUACCUUCAUUGCAACUACGACAGUCCCAAGUACCAGAAUGAUAUUGGUCUGCUACAUUUAAACGAGAGUGUUGUUUUUGAUGCCUUAACUCAGGCGGUUGGGCUUCCGACCUCCCCCUUUCCCCGAGGAACUUCGGAUCUGGUCUUCACCGGCUGGGGAUCCCAGUCGGCGGCGGGCAGCUUGCCCUCUCAGUUGCAGCGCGUCCAGCAGCAACAUCUCAGCAGCCAGGCCUGCGCAAACCUACUCUCCGCCUACGAAGAUCUGGAGCUGGGUCCCGGCCACAUCUGUGCCUAUCGACAGGCCAACAUUGGAGCCUGCCACGGCGACUCGGGAGGUCCCCUGGUCCACCAGGGCACCCUCGUGGGCAUACUCAACUUUUUUGUACCCUGUGCCCAGGGAGUUCCGGAUAUAUUUAUGGAUGUCAUGUACUACUACGACUGGAUGCGACAAACGAUGAGUGGCAAUGGCAGGUGUGCGCAGGUCCAUCAGCAGACAAUAAUAGGCUGAAUAAAUGAUUUUAAACACA